AUAUACUGUAGGUAACCAGAGAGCAAGAGAGGCCAGGUGUAGGGAAGUAGACAAUUUUUGACCGUGUCAGGAUCAUGUAAGGACAUGUAAAUUUGUGUGUAUUACAAUGUGUUUGAGCACCAGAACUGAGAUAAAUAAAAAGGAUAAAUGCAGUAGGCUACUGGACUGGAAGCGUCUUGUUUGGAGUCAUUCGUCAGAUAGCCCUACAGGCACCUCUAAGCGACAAGAUGGUUAUUUGUCGGUACACACAGUAUUUUUUAAAAAUAUAUCUACAGUAAUUCUGUCGACUGUUAAACAAAAAUGCGAUCUGUGGCACUUUUGCUUCCUGUGAUUCAUCUCGCCUUUGCUGGACACUCUCUGCAGUAUUUCUACACUGUUGUUUCUGGAGACAUUAACUUCCCAGAGUUCACAGGGGUUGGAUUUGUUGAUGAUCAGCAGUUUAUCUACUUUGACAGCAAAAUAAAGAAACCUGUACCAAAAACCGAGUGGAUCAGAACAAAUGAAGGAGAAGAUUACUGGAACAGAGAGACUAACAUGUUUACUACUUAUUAUUGGGAAUAUAAGAAUGAAAUGCAGAUUAUAAUGGAUCGAUUCAACCAUUCAGAAGGUGUUCACACUCUGCAGGUGAUGUAUGGCUGUGAGUUGGAGGAUGAUGGUACCACUCGAGGAUACUAUAAGUUUGGUUAUGAUGGAGAAGACUUCAUCAACUUUGAUAAGAACACACUUAUCUGGACUUCUGCUAAUCCUCAAGCUAAAAUCAUCAAGAACAAAUGGAAUCGUGACAGAGCUAAAGCAGAACACUGGAAAAUAUAUCUGGAGAAUACAUGCUUUGAGUGGCUGAGGAAGUAUGUGAGCUACGGCAAGAACACUCUGGAGAGAAAAGAUGCACCUCAGGUUUCUCUGCUGCAGAAAGACUCCUCGUCUCCAGUUAUCUGUCAUGCUACAGGUUUCUACCCCAACAACAUCAUGAUGACCUGGAAGAAAAACGAAGAAGAUCACAAUGAGGAUGUGGACGUCAGUUCAAUUUUACCAAACGACGAUGGAACAUUUCAGAAAAGAAUGACCCUGUCACUGAAGCCUGAGGAGUGGAAGAAGAAUCCAGAUGUCUACAGAUGUGUGGUUCAACAUGUGGGAGCAGAUAAAGAGAUUGUUGUCCUGCUGAAUGAAAACAACAUCAAGUCUAACUCAGGUACUGAAUGUAGAUACAAAAACAUGAAAAAAAGAAUCAUGCUUAUAUCUAGGAAAUUUAGUCUGAGCACAGAGUUGUCUUCAGACAACAUUGUUGUGUCGGGGCUAUUCGUUGUAUAUCUGGUGGUGCCACUGCUGCUGCUGCUGGCGGCUGUCUGUGCCUUUAUCAUUUGGCUCUCUAUGAGGAUAAUGCCCAGCCUGACUAAGACCAAGAGUUCAGAAUCAACAGCCACAAACUCAGAAAAGUCAGAUUCUUCUUCGGAGUUGCUGCCACAACCAGUAAAGACCAAAAGGUUCCCACCACUGAAUAAAUUGAAGAAACUUGGAAAGAAGUGAAUUGUCAAAACUAAACAAUCCCUACAAACAGGAGUGGAGUUUUAAAAUAAACUGUAAAUAAAUAUCAAUGUGGUUAAAAGAAAGAGAGAGACCUGUAAGCAAUGCACCUGUGUACGCUUUUGUUACAUAAACAUGUCUGUUAUUUGUUAAAUUUUGUGAAAUAUUAGAGCAGUUAACU
This is a messenger RNA of Misgurnus anguillicaudatus (oriental weatherfish), 1702 nucleotides long. The record is from RefSeq and is a predicted model, not a curated record. Lineage: Eukaryota; Metazoa; Chordata; Actinopteri; Cypriniformes; Cobitidae.